Messenger RNA from Dromiciops gliroides (monito del monte), 7535 nucleotides. It is a transcript of the gene CCPG1, whose product is annotated as cell cycle progression 1. Gene Ontology annotation, cellular component: membrane. Bases 267 to 2948 code for a protein of 893 amino acids. The record is from RefSeq and is a predicted model, not a curated record. NCBI's taxonomy places the organism in Eukaryota, Metazoa, Chordata, Mammalia, Microbiotheria, Microbiotheriidae. The transcript has 12 exons.
GCAUGCCCUUCGGUGCCACCGCCGGUCGCCUCCGUCUCCUCAGCUGCAGGAGCCUGUGAAGCAGGUUGUUGUUUUUAUGAGAGGCGUCACUGGGGACCCGAACCUCGGAUCGCCGCCAGCACGACUGCCAGCGCUGGCUUCGGGAGGUGGCUCUGGCCACUUUCAGUUCAAGACGGGCUUUUCCCCUUGCCUGGAAUCUACUCCCUACCCAUCUCCAAAUGUUUUGAAGUCUUGGUCCUUCAAGUCCCAGCUCAGAUACUUGAAAAAUGUCUGAAAACUCCAGUGACAGUGAUUCAUCUUGUGGUUGGACUGUCAUCAAUCAUGAGGGGUCUGAUAUAGAGACAGUGAAUUCUGAAAAUGGUGUAGCAAAUGAAAGCCCUGAGUUUGCAUCAGAAGAGUACACAGCUUUAGUGCAAGUAGAACAUCAGGAACUGCCUUUAGAUCAAGAAGGAAAUAGAGAAGGUGGUACAAUGUUAAUGGGAGAAACUACUUAUCUAGCUUUGGAAGAAGCCAACUCAGUCCUUGAGACAGAGAGAGAAAAAUCACCUGAUGACAAUGUCUAUUUUGGGGCUAUCAGUGAUGAUUCUGACAUCGUUACCCUUGAACCACCUAAGUUAGAAGAAAUUGGAGCACAAGAAGAAGUCAUAAUUGUUAAGGACAUUCAGGGUCCUGAAGAUUUUAACUUAGGCUCUUCCUCUAGUAGCCAGUAUACAUUCUGUCAGCCAGAUACUGUCACAAAAGAAAGGUGGUGGGAGAAGCUGUGGAAGAUUCCAGAGUACAUAAGGGGAUGGGAUGAUCAACUGAAACACCACGUUCCGAGCCAACUCUUUCAAGUAUUUCCAUCUCGGCCUACUGACGAUGAAUCAAGUAGCGAUGAAACAAGUCAUCAACCCAGUCCUGCAAUGAGAAGACGACGUGCUAGAAAGAAGACAGUUUCUUGUUCAGAAUCUGAGGAUAGACCACCUAAUGAACACGAAUCUGAUUCUCUCAGGGAACAGGUGCAUCAACGCCACUUCAGUAGCGGCCUCAACAAGUGCAUUAUACUAGCUUUGGUGAUUGCAAUCAGCAUGGGUUUUGGACAUUUCUAUGGUAAACCUGCAGGUACCAUUCAGAUUCAAAAACGUCAAGAACUAGUCAGAAAGAUACAUGCCGAAGAAUUGAGUGAUAUGAAGGAUUAUCUUUACCAGUGUCAGCAAGAACAAGGGUCUUCUGGUGAUAAGUCACUGAGAGAAAAUCUUGCAUCAUGUUUGAGACUUACUGAGGUAGAGAAGAUAGCCUUUGAAACACAGAAGAAAAGCCUUGCUACAGAAAACCACCAUUUAAGACUGUCUCUGGAGAAGGAAGAAAAAGCUUUGUCCUCCUUACAGGAAGAGUUAAGGAAACUAAGGGAACAGAUUCGGAAUUUGGAAGAUAAAGAAACAAGUACUGAAUUGAUAGUUUCUGAAAAUCAAAAACUUAAACAGCAUUUAGAAGAGGAAAAGCGAAAGACUCAUAGCUUUCUCAGUCAGAAGGAGACCCUGUUGGCAGAAGCACAGAUGCUAAGGAAGGAACUAGAAAAAGAACGACAAACAACCAUUGCCUUAAGGGAAGAACUGGAUCUUUUAAGCAGUAAGCAGUCAUCCGGUGAUGCAGACUCUCCCAGUACAUUGACUGAAAAUAAGGAAAUAGAAAUUUUACGAGGAAGACUAGCAGAGUUGGAAUGGAAGCUAACCUUUGAACAACAACGAUCUGAUUUGUGGGAAAGAUUAUAUGUUGAAGCAAAAGAUCAAAAUGGAAGACAAGAAAACAGUGAAAAAAAUAAAAGUAGCAAGGGUACUAACAAGGCUAAGAAGUCUAAAGAUACCUUGUUUGGUUCAGUUAAGGAAACUUUUGAUGCCAUGAAGAAUUCAACAAAGGAGUUUGUAAGGCACCAUAAAGAAAAGAUUAAACAGGCUAAAGAAGCUGUUAAGGAAAACUUAAAAAAAUUUUCAGAUUCUGUUAAGUCUACCUUCAGCCAUUUCAAAGAUACCACCAAAAAUAUCUUUGAUGAAAAGGGCAAUAAAAAAUUUGGAGAUAAAAGAGAUGAAGCAACUAAAAAAGCCAAAACUGUUUAUCGUGAAUAUUUGCAUCCUCAACCUAGACCGCCUUCCAAAAACACACAUCAUAAAAGUCCUGAUCAUAAAAGAUCAGGAAGAAAACAGAAGUCAGUACAGUUUGAAACAUUUGGGAAGAACACAAAUUCACAGAAAUGCAGCAUGAGCCAAGACUCAGUAAGAAAUUACCAUUUUUUAAAAAACCCUUCUGAUUUGUUUGAAUGUGGUCAUCAGGAAAAGCCACCAGUUCAGUUUGAAACCUUUGGUAAAAACACAAACUCCCAGAAAGGCACCACUGACAAAGACUGUGUGAAAAAUCAUCGUCUAACAAAAGGCUGUUCUGGUGUUUUUGAAUGUGCUCAUCAGGAAUUUGUUAGCCUUUUCAACAGAGUAUUAGACCCUGUAAGAAUAGAUGAAUUUAAUCAGUUAAUGCAAAGAUAUGUACAGCAAGAAGUAAAUGACUUCCAUCAUUGGGGAGAACUUCAGCAGUUCAUCAAUAAGUUUUUCCAUAACAGUGUCUUUAUUCAUGAUCAGAUGUUAUUCACUGACUUUGUUAAUGAUGUUAAAGAUUAUCUUGAAGACAUGAAGGAAUAUCAAGUAGAUAAUCAUGGAGUAUUUGAGGAUUUGGAUGACUAUAUAUAUAGACAUUUCUUUGGUGACACAUUUUCCCCUCAGUAUGGACCCAGUCGCCCUGAUAAAAAGCAUCGUAUGGUUAAUAUUGAAAACUCCAGGCAUCGAAAACAAGAGCAGAAGUACCCUCAGCCACAGCAUUAUAAGAGGGAAGGUAAAUGGCAUAAACAUGGUCGAAGUAAUGGAAGACACACGGCAAACCUUGAAAUAGAAUUGGGGCAGUUACCUUUUGACCCAAAAUAUUGAACAUGAUUAAGUAAAUUAGAUAACUUUAAGAGAAUUGUGGAUGUUCUCUACUCUGUUCAGUAUUGAAAACUAAAACUGAAGUUACCAAGAAGUCAAUGUCUUUCAUCUCUAAUUAUCAGUUUGGUGAAUUUUACACUGUUAACUCAAAAGCAUCCGUCAAAGCUUACUAACUUGCAUUUUCUUUGUAGUUUAGCUCUGCUGAAUACUUUUUGGCAAUGGAAAUAAGUUUGGUUGUAGUUUUACCAUUAGGGAAGCCAGGCAUGCAAUAGGUUUUGUGCAUGAAAUGAAGUUUCCUUUCGUUUUAAGGUAAGACAAGCUCAAGUUAUAUAUGACAAAGUAUAAUUAACACUGAUAUUUGUUAACUUUGGUGUUGAGCUGCCUUGGAAAAAUACAUUGUGAUGGAAUUUCAUCUCUGUUAAUGUUUUAUAAACUUGCUUCUUGUUUUUUCUUUGGGUUCAAGAGCCCACUGACUUGUGAAGAAUUUGCUGCCUUCUUAAUGAGCUUGCUGACUUGUUCAUUUUUGAAAUUUCUUACACAUCUGAAUGUUGUAGAAGGAAAAAUAAAACUACACCAUGGGGAAAAAGGUCUUUAUUGACAAUGUAGCAAUGUUAAGUAUGUGAUUUUACUGUUGCUCUAAGAAAAUUUCUUUGAUUAUUCCCUCAUCUAAAGGGGAUCAUAUAGUGUCACUUGGUAAGAGUGGCUCAUAGUUGUUGUUUACUUUUUCCAUAAAAUGUCCCAAUUUUUAAAAAAAUCCAAAAGGUUUCAUAUUUUUACAAGUAAAUAUAAUUUCUCCAAGAAAUAGUACAUUUUGAAAUUUCAUCUUCUGCUGACUUAAUUUUUAUUUCCUUUCAUAAAUAUAUAUAUGGCUUCCAGUUCGGCCUUCAGGCAAAUGAGUGUGGAAGAUAACAGCAGUUCUUUUGUAGCCAUUUGUAAUUAGAAAGGUCUUUAUUUCCUAUAAAUGUAAAAUAUAUAAAAGAGUUACUUUAAGUAUGGGAUCACAUUUGAAUUGAAGAUUUUUAAAGAAACUUAUUUUAGUUGCUUAAGUACAUUAAUCUGUCUUUUUCAACAACUUCUAAAUUACAAUAACAAAUUUAGCAAAUCAGUUUAUUUGAUAAAAACAAUGAACUUCAAAGGAUUUGGAUUGAUUUUUGUUAGGAGGAAAAAAAAAGCCAGGUUAAAGUGAUUUGGUUGAAGUAUGACAGUGCCUUUAAAUACCACCUGCAUGAGUGGGAGUUUGAGAUUAACAUCCUUUGGCAGUUUCCCAAAGUUCUUUCAUCUUUACUCACCUCUUCUAAAACGCUGAAGAUGAUUAAGUGAGUUGGCAAUAAUAUAUCACUGGAAAACUCUUUAUUUAGCCAGCUUAAUGGAUUUAAGUAAAAUUUAUCUGCUUCAUCAAGAUAAUUUUCCUUUCCAAUCAAGUCUGGGGGACACUGAAGAAAUCUCAUUGGAAGUGGACAGUGUACAUGGCUAAAGAAAAAAAAAUCAAAAGGAUAAAAAAUGUGGAGAAUAUUGAAACUGCCCUAAAGUUAAGCUUUAUUUUAUAAGCUAUAUGGCCUAAUCAAACUGGGGCUUUGUUUAAGCUUGGGAGAGCCCAGAAUAAGUCUUAUGUUGUUUUAUUUAUUUAAAAAAAAACAAUAGAAACCUAAAUUAAUAGUUAUAAAUGAUAAGCCUCCCCACCUCAUUCUCCCCUUAGUUUCAUUUCAAGCAAACAUUAGGUUUAAUUUAAUGCAAAUUGAAAUCGAUGAGCAAUUUAACAACAAAAAAUCCUUUAACAUAUAAAAAUUAUCUGUCAUGCAAUCUAAGGUGGAUUUAACCAAUCUUCAUUUCUUAAAUUGUGAAAGUAAAAAUUAAACCUCAAUUCCUCAGUGAAUUAAGAAGCCCUAGUGAUAUUAUAAUGCAGAAAUAAUUUCAUACCACAGGUGUACUUUGUUAUAUAAGCCAUGUUUUUUUAAUUGCUUGUAAAUUUUUAUAAUACUAAAUCACUAUUCCUAUUGACUUUUAUAAUUUGAGAAAUCUCCUAUAAUUCCUGCCUCAUGGGAGAAAGGGGAAACAAUUCAAACAUUUGCAAAGCAAUGUGAGGAAAUGGGAAUAAAGUAAUUUUAACAUAGAUUAUACUUGAAGCUGUGGGAGUGAAUCAGAUUGCUAAGGGAUGCUAAAUAGGAGAGGGUGAAGGACAAAGCCUUGAAGGAUACCCAUAUCUAGAGGGAGGAAGAGACUGAACCAGAGAAGAAAAUGGAAAGAUUAAGAAAGGACAAAAGCAGGUUAAGAAGGAUGAAGACUGGAUAAAGGACAGUUAGCAAUUAAAGUCAUCAACAGAGCUAUAGUAAAGCAAACAGUUUAUAUAGUGUGGUGGGGACAUAAAUAGAGACAAUAUUCUUUAAACUUGAGAAUGAGAGAGAACGGUAGGUUAAUAGUAGAUGGAAAAGUCAAGGAGAAAUUUUUUUAAGUUAGAAGGAAACCUAAGCAAGUGUGUUGAGGGAAGGACCCUGUAGAGGGAGAGAUUUAAGAUGAAAGAGGGGAAGGGAUGAGAUCAAGGGAACCAGUGGAGAAGUCUUGGCAAAAAGAAGUCACUUCAUUUUCAACCUAAGGGAAGAAGAGAGUGAAAUUAGAAAUUUUGAGGUGUUGUGGGGAGGACUUACCAUGCAUGGUCUUGUUUGUUGAGAACUGGGGACUGGAGGUAGAGGAAGUAGUUUGGAAUUACUAUUGUGAAGAGUGUAGUAUGGACUCAUUAAAAGAUGAUUGGAUUCCUAUCUAGUUGUAGCGGCCUAGGUGAACUUAAGACUGCAUUAAUUUUAGUGGAGCAAGUCACCAAAUCAUUUAGCCUUUGGGGAUAAUAAUAGCACUCACUUCACAAGGUUAUUGUGAGGAGCAAAUGAGAUAAUAUAUGUAAAGUACUUUGAAAACCUUAAAUAUGUAAAUCUUAGCUAUUCUUCAUAAUUAUUAUUAUUUGUGCUUAAUAUUGGCCUAAGGUUAGGGAUUAAUAUGGUAGGAAAGUGGAAAGACAAGGGGGCAAAUGUUUUGAACAUGAAAAAACACUGCCAUAUUGAAAUGGCUGAAUUAUGAUUAACAAUAUGAAGAGAAAGAAGUAAAGCCAGAAUAGGGCUGAUGGAUGAGGAGAAGAGGGAGGGACCAAAGAAAUGAAGUCACUAUGAAGACAAAGGUCAGGGUCUAGAUGCAAGGUAGCUGGAGAGAUGGAAGGAACAAAAGAGAUUGUAAACUGAGGGGAUAAUUUCAGAAUUCUAAUCUUUAAAGGGGGAUUUUUAAAAAGAUGAUAAGGUCUAAGGUAUACUCCAAAGGGUCUCUAAGAUAGCAAGGCAUGGGAGUUAUUAACCAGUUCUUUGCCUUGAAUUUCAGGGAAGCCAUAUCUCUCACUUUCUGUGGAAACCAAGACACCAAAAGCAGCACAGACAUAGACAUAUAUGCUUCACCAAAAUUGGGGUUAUUGAAGGAUGGUUUCUUUUAAGUCAGGUGGAGUGCAUCAUUGUAUCCUAGGUGGUUAAAUUUUCACACUAAAAAAAAUUCAGACUCCAACACUGGUGACCUCUUGCCAGUAACUUAUGGUUGUCUUGACCUCUUGGGGACAUAGGUACAGAGUUAUGUGGAUCUAUUUUAAAACUUGAAUGGAUGGGCUACUUUAUUUUGGUAUUUCACAUCACAUUCUAGAGUUGUUUAUUAUUCUUUGCUUAAAUUAUAUUGAAUUUUAAGAAAAGUUAUUUGAAAAUAAGUUUAAAAAUACAAGAUCUUAAAUGCUAUUAAACUUCAUUAGGAAUGCCUUAUUCUUUGACAGAGUUUGACUUAUUUUUUUAUGUUAAGGAUCAAUACUAAUAUAUCUGAAUAAAUGUUUUAAAUAGAUUUAAAAAAUCAUUUGGUCAUCAGUAAAUUUAUAUCCAGGGACUUUAAAAAACCACACUUUAAAGUAGUGCCAUUAUUGAACUAAUUUAGUUACCUGUAAUAAGGAAUAGAGUGGCAAGGCAUCAUUACAAAGACGGAGGCUGAAGACUGAUUAAGGGAAUUGUUGUCACAGAGUUCUUGAAUAUGAGUCAUGACAUCAAGAGAACCACGUUGAUGAAUCAAACCAGUAUAGAGGGCUAGGACCACAUUUGAUAAAAACAGAAAACUUAGUGCUGGUUUCUUCCAGGUUUUCAAGUGAUUUAAAGAAUGUCCUAGAAGGAUAUACAAAAUGAGCCCAAAUUAUUGACAAUAUUUAAGGGGGGGGGGUUGUGUAUGUUGUGAUGGUAACUAAUAACGUUAAUUUACUGAGAAUUUAAUGGUUUGUUUUCUAAAGAUUUGCUAGGAUGCCCUGAUCAUGUCUUUUAUCAUUUCCUAAUGCUCUACCUAUUAUCAUUUAGUUCAAGCCUACCUCUUCAUUUAUUCAUUUUAUCAUCUUUGCAUCAAGCUGUGCAGUUGCUUACCUAUCUUUGUGUAUAUUUGUGUGUGAAACCCAUUGUAUCCCAUAGGCUCAGAAGAAGUGGAAAAGGGGUUUUAGAAAUACUAGUCCAGUCUCCUGUGAGUAUUGUAACUACUGAAUGUCCCUUGUGGGCACUGAAAAUUUUAUCAAUGUUCAAUAAAGAUCAAUGAUCUCUAUGA